AUGGAAUUGACCUUUCGAGUCACGCAGGACGGGCGGAAUCCCAAACGGAAACAGCCUCGGGGGGCGUGUGAGCGAUGCCGGCUCAGAAAGAAACGCUGCUUCCACGAGGCUGGAGAGAGCGAAUCAACCCCCAGGAAGCGACCGAGGCCGGAUAAAAGGGAUCGCCUGUCCUCUCAGGAGACUGCUGUCCAGUCUUUUCCACAGGAUGAUUCCCCGGGACCACCACCACCACCGCCGUCGGAGAAGAAUCCGGCGGAAGAACAGCAGACACCACGCUCAGAAGGAGUGCCCACCACGCGCCGCUUCAUUGGGAACCUGAAUCCGGUCGCGUUCUUCUUACGGCAUUCAAGAACUCGGUCGCAUCAAAGCGACGUGGGAGUGUGGUUGGACGGUGACGGUGACGGUGAUGGCGAUGGCGAUGGCGAUGGUGAAGCACCAGAAACGAGGCCGACGUCGUUUUCUCCCCAUCUACCCGUAGAGAAUGUGGCAGAUAGGAUUCUGCUACCCCCAUUGGCAGUGCAAAAGACGCUGGUAGACAUCUUCUUUGCCCGUGUCCAGCCUGUGCUGCCCCUUAUCGACGAAGGGGACUUUCGGUCGCAGCUCGCCGAUGGACGGGCCUCUUGCGGGCUGCUGCAGGCCGUCUGUCUGGUUGCUUGCAAGGACACAAGAGCCCGCGGGAUCCUUCGAUUCAGCGCCGGCGAUGAGGUGGUGACCGCCGAGGCCUUCUCCCAGCUUCUCUACGACGACCUGGCCCGCUCCGUGAUGCUCAAACGCGAGACACACCGUCUCACGCUGAUCCAGAUCCUGGCGCUGAUGUCGCUGCACGCCUCUGGGCCGGACGGAUGCGAGGAUUCCUCCCUGCACCUCAUGCAGGCCAUCCACCACGCGCAGACGCUGGGCCUGCAUCUGGCAAAAAGCCGCCAGACCCGCUCCGACCGCACGCCUGUCGCGCUCUUCUGGUGUCUGUGGAGUCUGGAUCGGUGGAAUGCAGCCAUCAACGGGCGGCCGAUUGUGAUCAACAACAACGAUCUGGGCGAGGGCAUCGACGACGCGGUCAUGCUCUUCGAUCCGCCCUUCCGGCUGUGGCUGCGUCUGGCCACCAUCCUCGGUGAGGUCAUCACGGGCUACUGGCCCAUCCAGAGGGAGUCGGAGCAGAGAGUCGAGCCGGAGAUGGCGUCUUUCGAGGGUAUCCUCACGGCGUGGUGUGGAUGGGAGAUUGAAGAUGACAUUCUAGUCACUCUCGAACUGGCAUACCAUGCGAUUGCAAUUCUUGCAUCUCGCUCAGGACCGAACAGGAUACAAUCCCAUGUUGCCUCCCUACAACAAGACCACUCGCUCUCCUGUUUCGUCUCCCUGCGACAGAUGGCCACUCUGAACCAGUUUCUGCCCCUGCCCGUUGUACCGUACGCGAUGUCUCUAGGCUUUGCGAUAUCGUACCAGCAAUUGAAGGGCGGACAGUUACUUUCGACCGUCCACCGGGCGAGAGUCUAUCUAGAUAUCUUCCAUGAAGCCCUGGGAGAUCUAAGCACAAGCUGGUGGUCCGCUCUCAACAUGGCACGCCUGGGGAAAAGGGCACUACAGGGGAUCCAACUACAGCGAGAGAACCAAGCCGAAGUCCCUGCUCCCGUGCAAGAAACAGUGGCUAGGGAAGAAGAGUCGGGUAUGGCUCUCGGAUUGGAUGAGAGUAUCCUUCCUGCUGAUGCUAUGUUUGAUGAUAUCGACACUUUUCUGGGUAAUUUCCUCGACGUCGGUCUGCCGAACUGGUGCAACUUGGACGUAGUUAUGAAUUCUGGACAGUAG
Messenger RNA from Penicilliopsis zonata CBS 506.65, 1800 nucleotides. RefSeq lists its product as hypothetical. The record is from RefSeq and is a predicted model, not a curated record. Lineage: Eukaryota; Fungi; Ascomycota; Eurotiomycetes; Eurotiales; Aspergillaceae. The transcript is spliced from 3 exons. Bases 1 to 1800 code for a protein of 599 amino acids. Gene Ontology annotation, biological process: DNA-templated transcription; regulation of DNA-templated transcription. Gene Ontology annotation, molecular function: zinc ion binding; DNA binding; DNA-binding transcription factor activity, RNA polymerase II-specific.